AUGUCUGGGCCUAUCACGCGAAAACGAGCCCGGCUCGAGUCCUCGAACGACAACAGCCAUGAUAUUCCGGAAGGCACAGGACAAAGCUCAAAUGAGCAGCAAGAUGAUCGCAACGCCACGAGAACCAGAGACAAAGACUUCUGGUACGACGACGGCACCAUCAUACUCGUCGCCGGUAGCGUCGAAUUCCGCGUCUACAAGGGAAUUCUCUCCGAGAACUCUUCCGUUUUCCGAGACAUGUUCUCCCUGCCACAACCACCCAUACCUUCGACGGCACUCCCCACUGCCGACGGGUGCCCUGUAGUCCACCUAUCCGACUCUCCCAAAGAUUGGAGGCACGUUCUGCGUGUCUACACCCACAAAAAUCAUCCGAGUCCAUUCUUUGUGACUGCCCCAUCAUACUCGUACGCCAUGAUCUCUGCGGCCGUCCGGCUCGGCCACAAGUACCAGAUGUCGAAGCUGCUCGACCACGCGAUGGAGUACCUCAAGAACCACUACGUAUGCGACUUCGAUACAUGGGGGAGCUACCCCGACUACUUUCCCGCCGGGUUUGAAGACCAUGGGCAAGCGAUCGGUGUCGUGAACCUCGCCCGUCUGACGGAAGAGACGACUGUGCUACCGACGGCGCUCCUCGCAUGCUGCGCUCUCAACGAAAAGAUCGUCGAGGGCUUCAUACGGGAGGACGGUACCCGAGAGCAGCUCGCGCUCGAGGACAUCAAGCUGUGCCUCGCGGCGAGGGACCGGCUGGUCAAGAAGUCCAUCGGGAUCGCGUUCCGCGUCUUCCAUCCGAUCGUCGCGGAGGGGUGCAUGUCGUUCGAGUCCUGCGUGGAGAUCUUCAAGCGCAUGCCCACAAGUCUCAACUACCACAUAGAUGAGAUCGCAAAACCCGAUCUUUGGAGCGUGCCGCCGUUCGACGACAAGUUCGGGGCUGGCAUGCUGUGUCAACAAUGCCGAGUGAUGGUCAAGGCUCGCAUUGCUAGCGAGAGGUCGGUCGGUUGGAAUGAGCUGCCGGAGGUAUUUGACAUCGAGUUGCCCGUACGAGCAAGCGAUGCAGCGUGGUGGUGCAGAUGA
This is a messenger RNA of Trametes versicolor FP-101664 SS1, 1071 nucleotides long. RefSeq lists its product as uncharacterized. The record is from RefSeq and is a predicted model, not a curated record. Gene Ontology annotation, molecular function: protein binding. The coding region runs from base 1 to 1071 and encodes 356 amino acids. NCBI's taxonomy places the organism in Eukaryota, Fungi, Basidiomycota, Agaricomycetes, Polyporales, Polyporaceae. The transcript has 2 exons.